AUGGAUAUAUCUGAGCCAGGUACUUUCAACCAAGAUCAACAACAGGCAAUGGAUUCAGACACUUUUAAUGAAUACCAGGAACAAAUGGAUAUAUCUGAGCCAGGUACUUCCAGUCAAGAUCAACAACAGGCAAUGGAUUCAGACACUUUUAAUGAAUACCAGGAACAAAUGGAUACAUCUGACCCAGGUACUUACAGUCAAGACCAAAAACAGUCAAUGGACAAAGAGCCGGGAAAUACUGGGUCGAAUCAAGCGAUUGUAUUAAGCGAACAGGAUCAGAGAGCUCUUAGUGAUAUAAAGAAAAAACUUAAAUUGUCUAAAGAAAUACAAAAGAAAAAAUUACAAGCAUAUUCUAAAUAUAAAACUGCUGGACUCAAACAACGAUUGGCGUUAUCAAGAGGGGAAAAUAUAUCUGGAUCAAGGCACAAUCCAGAAGUUGAAAAGCAAUUGGAACAAGAGUAUGUAGCGGCAAUUACAAGAGUAACCGGUAUCAGACAACAAUUGAAAGCGUUUAUGGAGAGGUAUGGUUUGGAGUUUAAAGAGCCGAAUUCGAAUUGA
This is a messenger RNA of Batrachochytrium dendrobatidis JAM81, 558 nucleotides long. RefSeq lists its product as uncharacterized. Lineage: Eukaryota; Fungi; Chytridiomycota; Chytridiomycetes; Rhizophydiales. The record is from RefSeq and is a predicted model, not a curated record. The transcript has a single exon. The coding region runs from base 1 to 558 and encodes 185 amino acids.